Messenger RNA from Alternaria hordeiaustralica, 813 nucleotides. RefSeq lists its product as uncharacterized. Bases 1 to 813 code for a protein of 270 amino acids. The record is from RefSeq and is a predicted model, not a curated record. Gene Ontology annotation, molecular function: agmatinase activity; metal ion binding. Lineage: Eukaryota; Fungi; Ascomycota; Dothideomycetes; Pleosporales; Pleosporaceae. The transcript has 5 exons.
AUGCCUGCAGACGACAUCAUCAUGGAGCAGGGGUACGACAACGCGUAUGCGCUGCAGCAGAUCGAGGAAGGCCACAACCUUCUGUUGAGCCGCCCACCACACACACACGCCAACAAGCCCGGUCCCUCAAAGACUGGCAAGACACUCCCUCGUCUGAUCACUCUCGGAGGAGACCACACCAUCACACUCCCUCUUCUCCGUUCCAUCAACCGAGAAUACGGUCCCAUCACCGUCAUUCACUUUGACAGCCAUCUCGACACCUGGCGCCCCAAAGUCUUCGGCGGCGCCCCUUCGGAACAAGCCAGCAUAAACCACGGCACCUACUUCUUCCACGCCGCCCAAGAAGGCCUCCUCGCAAACGACACCAACAUCCACGCCGGCAUCCGCACGACCUUAUCCGGCCCCUCUGACUACGAAAACGACGGCUACUGCGGCUUUGAGAUCGUAGAGGCCCGCGAGGUCGACAAGAUCGGCACCGAUGGCAUUAUCAAGAAGAUCCGCGAGAGGGUGGGGCUGGAGAAGCCUGUCUAUCUGAGUAUUGAUAUUGAUACGCUGGAUCCUGCUUUCGCACCCGCAACCGGCACCCCCGAAACCGGCGGCUGGACCACACGCGAACUGCGCACCAUCAUCCGCGGCCUCGAAGGCAUCAACCUCAUCGCCGCGGAUAUCGUCGAGGUGGCGCCUGCUUACGACACCAAUGCUGAACUCACCACUAUGGCUGCUGCUGAUACGCUGUAUGAGGUUAUGACGUUGAUGGUUAAGAAGGGGCCGUUGAGCUAUAUGGGGGCGCCGGAGGAGAUUAUGGAGUUGUAG